AAUCAGAGUAAGAACUGAAAUCGAGACUGCUGCUUGCUUCCCCUUAAAAUCCAAACCCGAAUAAUUCACUUGAUUCUUCCAUUCACAAUUCACCUCAAUUCAAUGGACAGUCCAGCUGAGCAACGCACCAGCAUCUCCGAUCCCCGCUCUCCCCUGCCGUCGCGAGCUCGCCGCCGACUUAUUCAGUCCACAAUGCUUCCUCUCGACAACGCCGACCAAAACAUCAACAAACCUGAGGUUGCGGUAACUAAGGAGGAGACUACAAGCAAAGGAAUGGACGAAGAAGAAGAUUUGCAUCAACUGAACAAUCAUACGAGAAGUCCUCAAAAACGGAGGCGCUGUUCUAGUGCUACACCAGAGAAGCGCCGUUCUAGUGCUACACCGGCGAAGCGCUGUACUAGUGCUACACCAAAGAAACGUGGUGCUCGGGCCACUCCAGAGAAGCGGCAAAAGAAUAGUACCGCCAAGAAAAAGCUUUUGUCUAGUGGCUUAAAUGACGGAUCUGUGCAGCCGAAUAAUCCUAUACCUUGUGAACGGGCUUCACAAUUAGUUCCUGAUUUGCGUUUAGAGGCUAAAUUGCAAGCUGAGGAAAAUUUACGAAUAUAUGGAGGGAGACUGAUACAUCCAUUUUUCUCGUCUUGGAAAACGGUCAAGAGAAGCCAGGAAAGAACUGAUGAGGAAAGUGAUCAGUCCUUGGUUGAUAAGAAGGGUCAAAGCAUCAAUUUUAGCCCUAUUCAUGUAUUUGAACAAGUUGAGGAUGAUGAAAACCUCUCUCUGGAUUGGGGAAACUGGACUUUUUCUGAAAGAUCUGUCUGUGCCAACUUUGACUUGAAAAGUGAAUCAUCAAAUUAUGAAACAACAGUCAAAGUCCUACAUUUUGACAACUUUCUCAACGCCUCUGGUUGUCAGAAUAAUGGUUCAUCAUAUAAAUGUCUGAAUAAAGCUGACAAGGUGCCUUCGCAUCUUUCUCCUAUACAACAAGAUUAUAUCCAUUCUGCAUCAUCUGUGGUAUUCAGUGAUGAGCAAGCAGCUGACCGUGAAAGAUCAAUCGAGAGAGUGGAGAAUUAUACUUCGAGCGAAGUUAAUCCGUCCGCAGUUGAUGCUACUUGUGCACAAAUUUCAGAUGUCAAGUACGGUGAUAUAUUCUUUAAAGAAAAGAUGAUAUCAUAUGGUCAUAGUUGUGUCAAUCAGCCUCAAAACAGCUUAUGGACAAAUAAAUACCAGCCUAAAAAGGCUAAUGAGAUAUGCGGUAAUGGCGAAUGUGUUACCUAUUUAAAUAAUUGGUUACGUCUUUGGCAUGAAAAAAGUUCGGGAGUCAACAAAAUUAUUGGUAAUAUAGACAGUGAACAAGAUGCUGAAUACUCUCGUACAAGUGUAUCCGACUCCGGGGAUAUGGAUGAAGAAAACCGUUUGAAGAAUGUUCUCUUAAUUACUGGACCAGUAGGGAGUGGGAAGUCUGCAGCCAUAUAUGCUUGUGCAGAGGAACAAGGAUUUCAAGUUAUUGAGGUCAAUGCAUCAGACUGGCGAAAUGGAGCUUUAGUGAAGCAAAGGUUUCGGGAGGCUGUAGAAUCACAUUGGCUUUCAUGUACCACAGCAGACCAAGGGAUCAACAAGGAAGUUACUGAGAUGAUAUCCUUGUCAGACAGUGAGGAUUCUGAUUAUACCAGGAUGACACCUGCGGAAUUAGUAUCUAAGAAAAGUGAUAAAAAAACUUUAAUCCUCUUUGAGGAUGUGGACACUGUUUUUGAUGAAGACCGCGGUUUCCUUGGUUCAAUACAACAACUUGCAGAAACAGCAAAACGUCCCAUGAUAUUGACCAGCAAUAGCAACAACCCUGUGCUUCCAAACAAUUUGGACAGGCUAAAGUUAUGUUUCAAUAAACCAUCACUAGAGGAGCUUUUCUGCCUUGCAUCCAUGGUUUGCUCUGCAGAAAAAGUUGCUAUCUCACCUUGCCUGGUGAGGCGAUUUAUUGAGUUUUGUCACAGAGAUAUCCGCAAAACCAUUCUGCAUCUCCAGUUCUGGUGUCAAGGUCAAACCUACACACGAGAGAAAAAAAUACUAGGUGCAUAUGGUCUGAUGGUUUUUGAUACGGAUGCUGGGCACAAUGUAUUACCGAAGAUGAUUUCCUGUGAUUACCCUUCACAGCUCUCUGAGAUUGUGGAUAAGGUUAUCACGAAAUCAGUGCUCGAGGUCAAAGAAGCCACUCACUUGAACCUAAUAGAUGAGGAAGAACCAAAUAUAUAUAACUCUGGAGCGAUUAAGUUUCAACCAAACAGUAUAGAUGCCAGAAAGGAAGCAAUGUUAAGCUGUUAUUGUUCUGAUCAGGACGGUAAUGAGUUUCCAUCUCAACUUGGCACUGCAUGCGAACUUUCAAAUUCUUCAGGGUCCUCAGUCGCAUUUGGCCAGCAAGGUAUUCCGAGAAGAACUGAAACAAUGCUAUCUUCUCAAUCUGGGGAGGAAUGCUCGAGGUCGAGGGGCAGUUUUCCUUUUGUUCCUCACAAAGAGUCUAAGGAAGAGCAUUUAGAAGCACACCUUGAUGUGAUUAGCAAGGGUCCAUCUCAUUGCUUUUCACUAGAAAUGUCUAACAAUGCCAUGACCGAGCAGCUACUUCAAGCUCCAAAAGUUUUUGCUCCAUUAAAUGGCACUUGCAGAUUAGUUGAUGUCCCCUGCGUUCGAGAGUCCUCAUUUGUGUCUGACACUGAUUUUUUUUCUGGAACACUUUGGGGAAAUGUUGACAAUACGGCAGAAUCUUCUAAUACAAAAAAUGGUCUUGCAAAUAAUAGGAUCGACUUGAAUAUGUCUCCAUCUAAAUUAGAUGAAAUUCCAAUAUUUACUAAAACUCAAAGUGAAGUAGUGACAAAUUCAUCAAGAGAGGUAGAGGAGAUAAUUGAUUCUCGCAUUAAUGGUGCAGAAACUGCUGUGACAAACUCUGAGUUUCCCGUUGUUGGUAUUGACUUAAAUUUAUCUCUUUAUGGAUCGGAUGAAAUCCCGGUUUUGCUGAACAAUAAAAGCGACACUAUUACAAUAUUACAACCAAUUCAACAAGUAGUAGAUUCACAUGUUGAAUGUGUUCAAGGUGUUCCAAGAGAAUAUCACCAGAUUGAUGAGUGUGAUAGUAUGAAUUUCAGUAUGAGAUCCAGGUACAAGAAGAAUCACAGUUGCUUGGUGGCCUCUGAUACUGUACAAGAAACUUGGAGGAGACUUCGUGACAGUCACAUAAAUUUUCAACAGUAUGCUAUCCUGGAACGGAAAGAUGCUUCUAAAGUCCUGAAACUUGCACAUGGAUUGAGUAAUUUAAUUUCGGAAGCUGACAUGUUACUCAGCGACUGUCAACUACUAGUUAGUGAUUAUCUAGAACCUUCAAUGGUCCCAUGUGAGGAUUCACAUUUUCUCAGUUGGUAUGAUGACCACUUGAAGAUGGUGUCAAUAAUAUCAGAACAUGGGAUGUGCUUAUAUGCAAAAGAUAUAGAUGCAGCUGGCACAAACAUGUUUUCUACUGGCAGACUGGAUUUGGCAUGGGAGAUGCUGGCGUCCUCAAGAAGUACAAUGUCAUUGGGGAAAUUGGUCAAUCGGGAUAGUAGGAGAAUCCAGAAUUCAGAAAUGAGCCUACCAGACAGUGGUAUAUCUACUCGAAGGCAAUCAGCAUCAUCCCUUAGCAGCAUAGUUCAGUCCUUAAUUCCUGCAAGAUCAUAUCUAUCAGUAAAAGGCAAUGCCCUUCAUGAGUACCUCUCAUCACUGAGCCAUAUCUCGAGAUUGGAAGACAAUCGUUUAUUGGAAAACCAUAAGUCAACAACACGACGAGUUUGUGUUGGUAAAAACUACUUGAGUAAUGCUGCACCGUCUCUAACUCCUAGAGAUAUUUCAUUGUUGAGCCAAUAUAGUUAUUAUCAGAAGGCAUCACACCAAUUCUUGGAUAAUAUCCGAGGAGAAAGCUUCUGCCAAUGAAAGUAAACAUUGUAGAUAAAAGUCACUUUUUUUAUACCAUGAAGCUUUUAUGGCUGAACACAACAUCCAUAAAGAAGCUACAUUGGAGAACAAGAACAGAUAGUUUGUGCUGUUAAGCUAUAGGAAUUGACGACACUGACUUCGUCAUUGUGCCGAAUGCUAGGUUGCAAGCAUCAAAUAAAUGACAUGCUGAGAUUAGCGGGAGAGAUUAGCUAUAGGCAGAUAUUUUCAUAUCAUAUAGUUUGAACUUACCAUUUCCCUUUUAUUUAAACACAAAGCUUUCCUGUAACAUGAAUUCCGGCAUUGUAUCUCUGUGCGCAAAUGCACACAUAUUCAGUUUGUAUUGUUGAUAUGUAAGUAGAGAUUUACAGACU
This is a messenger RNA of Daucus carota subsp. sativus, 4319 nucleotides long. RefSeq lists its product as uncharacterized. The record is from RefSeq and is a predicted model, not a curated record. Gene Ontology annotation, biological process: DNA damage checkpoint signaling; mitotic DNA replication checkpoint signaling; DNA repair. The transcript is spliced from 17 exons. Gene Ontology annotation, molecular function: chromatin binding; ATP hydrolysis activity; DNA clamp loader activity. Lineage: Eukaryota; Viridiplantae; Streptophyta; Magnoliopsida; Apiales; Apiaceae. The coding region runs from base 103 to 3945 and encodes 1280 amino acids.